GCUUCAUUUUGCUCCUGACUAGUCCUGAUCGAAUACACGUUUCCGUUGCACAUUAUUCUUGGUAAAGUGCCUGGGUUGCUUGUGGUGUUGAAUAUUGGUGAGAUUAAACUUAAAAAAAGCUACCAACGGUUUGAAAUUUUACGCUAAGUUGUGUAAAAAUGAGUUCCAAACUUGAAAAAGUCCUGAAUAUCUCUCUCGAGGACUAUAUCGCAGAGAAGGGAAUCGUCAGCAGUAUUCGUUCUUCACCCAGCACAUCGACCGACGUGGGAUAUUUUAAACGCCAGCUGCGUUCGGAAAAUGAAGAUGAUGAGAAUGAUGAAGAUAUGUUUGUCGAGGACCGCAACGGAAUGGACGUAACAUCAUUACACAGCCAGGAAUCCUUGGGUGGCGAUAGUAGUAUACAAUCAGGGAAUGUUGAAAUGAAAAUUCCAAUGAUACAGGUAGAUUCUGGUUCUGUAGAAAGCGUUCGCACUUUUGUAACCGAGGAGCAUAAGCGAGGAAUUAGGCAUAUGCCGUCGCAACAAUGGCGCCUGCAAAGACAAAAUCAGGUUUCAAAGAAACCUGCUGGAUUACCACCGCUAAUGUCGGUGAAGGCAGUUUUCGAUCAGAAUACCGACCGUCUUAUUGCCUCGCUCGGUGACAACGCCAAGUUUAACAAUGCAGACGCUCGUAAUCGUAUUAAUCAACGGCUGACUCACCCCAGGAAGCAAAAUAAUUUUCAUUAUAACAAUUUCAAUAACAAUAGGCGACAUCGGAAUAAUCGUAAUCGGAACCAAUACGGAAGAAACCCAAAUAUGGUUCCAAGUUUCAACCCGUCGGUGGAAAAAAUCGAACAUCGAGCCAAUGCUCAAUUGAACAUCAACCAGGCGAGAGAUUUGCGUUCAUUUAUUUCGCCACCUUCGUCCUAUCAGUCUCAGGAAGUUGUGUCGGGUCCCAUUGGACCUUGGAAUAAUUCAAAUGCUUUUGGGCAGCCACAGCUGGUAACCUUUGCCGAUAUGUUAAAUCGGAUCGGUCAAGCGUCAACGGUUCAGGAUCGCGACACUUUCACAGAUGUUAUUCGCAACGUAAUGCGCAACCAACAACAACAGCAACAAUCUGCGUUGAUGCCGACAAUGAAUGCGGAGAAUUUCUCCCAGAUGACAUCGAACGAACUAAUGCCGUUCGCAGCUCAAACGCUGCUCAAUCACAUAUCCACUGUUCAUCAAAACUUUGGACCCAAGUACGAUAUGAAGGUGCAGAAGGAAAUUCACACUCUUCAGGGUAAAACGAUGUUCUACCGGUCGUCCGGAGUCGUUAGCACAGACGGGGCGGGCCUCCCCGAUGAACGGGUUAAACCGGUUACGACCGACUUGAGCAUGAAUAUGCGCUUUAGUUAGGAUGGAUCUGUGGUAACUUUUGAUGGUUUGUGGUGGUUGACGACUUUCUAUGUUAAAUAUGAAUCGCUUUCAGUAAUUGCGAAUCUGUUGAUUAUUUGUUUUGUUUCUUAUAACUUUUUCAGACAAUAGCGUAGGCUAUUAUUAGGUAUAACAUUGUUUCUCGAUAAAACUUUAGGUAAAAAUACCUAUAUCUGAAUGUAAUUUCUUUAUCUCAAUGCUGCUGAAUUCCGAGCCUUCGAAUAUCCCUUAAAAUAAAACAUGUUUCUAAAGAGUGUAUGGAAUAAAUGUAAUUCAAUAAAUUA
Messenger RNA from Topomyia yanbarensis, 1678 nucleotides. Its product is annotated as probable basic-leucine zipper transcription factor O. Bases 159 to 1376 code for a protein of 405 amino acids. The record is from RefSeq and is a predicted model, not a curated record. The transcript has 3 exons. NCBI's taxonomy places the organism in Eukaryota, Metazoa, Arthropoda, Insecta, Diptera, Culicidae.